Closterium sp. NIES-67 is the source of this 2609-nucleotide messenger RNA. Lineage: Eukaryota; Viridiplantae; Streptophyta; Zygnematophyceae; Desmidiales; Closteriaceae. The record is from the annotation of a GenBank genome assembly.
CCUAAAUGGACAACACAACUAGCGUGCUCGUGAAUCUUGUGCCUGCAAUCGAGUUAGCUUUGUUACAAUAACGAAGAUUCGGGUCCGUUCUUCCGUUGCAGCGCGUCCGACUAGGUUUCCGGAGAACACGGCUCAUACUAUCCACAAAUAUAUCACGCCGCUCCGAUCACUUACGACACUGGCCGUGUUCCGAGAGCAGACAGAUUCACCAUGGCUCAGCCAAUCGAUCCUAGACAUCAAUUCGCGCAUUUCGAGAUCGGCGAGUUACUUUCGCGGAUGUCAGGAAGUGUUACAGAAAGUGACGCGAACGCAUCCGCCGCUCUCGCCUCCUCGGGGGCCGCGAGGCGCAUCGCCGUGCGCCUACUCACAGGGGGCGGCGGAAGCGGCAAUCUCGGCGCAAAGUUGAGCGGAAGCGGCGGGAGCGGGAACUUCGCCACGCUCUCCACUGGUAUGGGGCCAAGCAGUGGGGUUACCAGCAUCGGAGGUGUUACUGGCGCCAGCAGCAGGCAUGGCGAAAGAUUCAUCGCUAGCGAGGGCUCCGCUGCGGGCGGCGGGAGUCCCGACAGCUUGGCGGGAUGGACGUCGAAUCCCAAGGACUCUCGGAGGAAGCUUCCACAGAAGUCCCUGUCCGAGAGCGUGGAACGCGGCGCGUCUGGCGGAACGACCGGGAGAAAAGGCCAGGCGAACGCAUGGGGGCAAUGCGACGACCUGAUGGUUGAUUGGCUGGGCUCCGUGGCGGAAUGCGGAUCCGCGGACGAAUCUGGCGGACCAGCGGCGGCAGCUGGGCAGGUUGCCGCUCCGCGGCGUGGCGCGCAGAGCGGGCAGCGGGAGGGCCGAGCGGGGCCGCGCGGAGCGUCGGGGGCGCAAGAAGAGCGCGAGAGGCAGCGGGAGAGGAGCGGUCUGGAUCGGCGGGACAGCCUUCCUGUGAGGGAGCGAGAGAGCGUCCCCCGCAUUUGCUCCGACGAAAUCGCGCGGGGGCACCUGUCGCGCACGAUUAGCUGCGUCGACCGCCCCCGCCCGCUCACGGCGCAAAGGGAGAAGCCCAGGGGCGGGCUUGAGGGGGAGAGGGAGGAGAAGGGGCGCGUGAAGGGGGGAGAUCGCAGGGGGGGGAGCGCGGCCGCCCAGGCGAAGGGGGAGAGUGGCGGAGGUCUGUCGCGGACGUCUAGCUGCAUGUCGGCUGGCGGCGACGAAGUUCGGCGACUGGAGAACGAAAUCGCGGUGCUGCGACGGCAGCUGGUAACUGUGGGUCAAGCAAAAAAUGCCUUCGGCAAUGGAAGUGGUUCGACAGGUGGCUCGGCCCAAACCAGAGCGUACCAGCACUCCGGACCUCAGGGCGAGGCUCGGUCGCCGGAAUGGCAGAGCAUCGCAAUGGAGGUAGUGGAGUUGAGGGGCCAGCUGCACGACAUGACUGAGGCUAACGGACGCAUAACGGAGCUGCUUGAAAGGAGGACGCAGGAGUUGGUGGCGACAAAGGAGGAGCUGAAGACAGCCAAGGAGGAGCGCGACGCGCUCGCCAAGGAAAUGGAGGCUCUCCUCGAGUCCCUGUCAACAUCGCCGCCUGCUGACGUGGCAUGUACCGCGGGCAUGGGUGAGCAGAUGCAGCAGCAGCAGCAGAGGGCGCAGCAGGCGGAGGAGGAGGCUCGGCGGCUGCAGGUGCUUCUAGAGACAGCCAUGGCGGAGAGAGACAUGGCGGUGCGCCUCGCUGCUGCCACAGGCAGGCUCCCUGCGGGCCUCAUUCCUGCCGCUGGCGUUUCCCGCUGCUCCAGCGACGAGCCCUCCCCCCGCCUGCGCUUCACCCCCCUGGAUGUCCGCUUCCGCACGUCAAACCUCUCCUCCCGCUCCAACUCACCCUCCGCUGCUACUUCCUCCCCCCCCAUGGUUCCUUUCUCCCCCUCUAUGAACUCCUACUCGCCCUCCGCCUCUUUCUCCCCCUCUGCCGCCUCGUUCUCCCCCUCCUCUUUCUCCCCUUCCAGCUCCCUCACUAACUCCCCCUCGUCUCUUUCCCCCGCCGCCCGCUCGAUCUCUUACGCGCCGUCUCAGUUCCGCUCACACAGCGAUUCUGGCUCGGGCAAAGGCACUGACACUAUAGCUAAGUCCUGGCUCGGUGCCGAGCCUGCAGGACAGCGGGGGGGGAUGAUGAGGAGCUCUAGCCGAGGCCUUGUCACAGCCGCCAUAUCUAACACCGAACCUGGUAGCCCGGCAAAUAAUUCUGGAUGGAGGGCAGUGGCGAAUGGGGAGGUGUAUGCAGGGAAGGGACAGCUGAGGCGGACUGCAACUGCUGGAGGGGCGAUUGAUGCCAGGCAUGCGUUGGAUUCGCGAUCGACCAUUUCAUUGAGCCGCCCAGGGAGUGCGGAUAUUGGUGCGCUCUCGCAGCAUGGGGCUGAGCAUGUUUCAGGAAGCAAGGUGGUGGAGAAAGGGGGAAAGAAGGGGGGCUUGAAAGGAAUACUUUCGCGCAAGUCGAAGCAAGUGAGGUGGUCAUACGACUUCGACAAGGAGGGUGGCUUGUGAAUAAAAGUUCCAUACAGGGCCAUGACAAAGGUCAUGGUCCCCCUAUUUUUGACGGCACUCAAGAGGGCCGUUAACUUGACUAUAAUGUUUGUACCAUAUGC